This is a messenger RNA of Colletotrichum paranaense, 549 nucleotides long. RefSeq lists its product as uncharacterized. The transcript has a single exon. NCBI's taxonomy places the organism in Eukaryota, Fungi, Ascomycota, Sordariomycetes, Glomerellales, Glomerellaceae. The record is from RefSeq and is a predicted model, not a curated record. The coding region runs from base 1 to 549 and encodes 182 amino acids.
AUGCAGCCCACUGCCCUCUUUGGAAUUCUGCUGCUUCUCUCUUCGCAAGCACAGGCCGCACCAUCGUCGCUUCACUCUCACCUCCAGCGCCACAGAGAACGCGCCGCAACACACGCUCACUUGAGCCACCAGCACGCAAAGUUAAACAAGAAAGUCGAGCCAGUCGAGCCCGAACCCGAAGCGAUGAAGACCUUCAGAGACAUCGUACCACUAUUUCAAAAUCUCAUCGCCACGCAAAAGCCCUCAUCACCGUCACCCUAUGUUGAGUCGACGUUGACGCCUCCUCCGUCUCCAAAGCACAAUGAUGCAGCAUCAGACCAUGUCGACUCAGACUCCGACGACUCACAGCAACUACGAGGAGUGAGGACGAACUCAGUCCGCGAGCAACAGACGUUACCUGACCGAGCUAAGCUGGCGGCGAUGGGUCGAGGGCAGAGCCGCGUGAGGUCGGUCGCGGAUAUCGUCGACAGCCGGCAUGCUGACUCUGCGAUGCGUUUGCUGCGAGCUCACGCUGUUGUCAAGCAUAACAAAUUUCAGCGUGAGAUUUGA